AUGAGCGGGCGCUGGAAGAGGCACCGCGGGGACGGGGAAGAAGACCCCCACCGCUACCGCCACGAGGAGCGGCAGCCGUGCCACCAGCCCCGGGUGCGGUACAGCGAUCUUGCCCCCGAGGCGAGGCUGCAGAAGCGCCGCCAGGAGCGGCAGGAGAAGAAGGAGAUGGAGCGGACCCUGUCGUACUUCAAGUCGGUCCAGCGGGCACUGGAGGAGCAGGCGUCUGGUGCGGGGGAUGCGAGCACGCUGGCAACCAUUGUCGACGGUUUCUUUGUGGAGCUCAUAAAACUUCUCAAGUCCGACGCCACCCUGCACCUCCUGCGCAACGGCGUCGUGUGCCGCGUUAUUGAGUCCGCGCUGGCAAACUCGCUCUUGCUGCACAGCAAGUCGCUCCUGUUCGUCUUGCUUGGACACGUGUUCGACGCGGUAGCCUCCCCCACCGCGAGUUACAUGAUGGAGACGCUUAUGGCGAGCCUUGCCCAGGCUCUCAGCGCGCUGGCCGCCGCCGAGGCAGACUCGUUCGCGGCGGAGAUGACGGACGGCGGGCCGGGCGUUCACGCCGGAAGUGGGGUGCCCAGCGCCGCCACCCUCGUUACGUGCGUCGUCGAGGAGCUGUCCGAGCGGGCGGAGGAAGUCAUCCUGCACGACGUGGCCGCCCGCGCCGUGCGCUCCAUUGUGUUGGUGCUCGGGGGAUUCACCAUUCGCGGGGCCCCGCCGCUGGCGCACGCGGUAAAAUUCACCCAGCCGCUAAGUGUGCUGGGUGUCGCCCUGAUGCAGGGGCUGGAGUCGACGUUUGCAGACAACAACGCCCGGCGCGCCACGGAUAUGUGGCUCAACGUCGCCAACACGCCAACCGCCAGCUUCAUCCUUCAAAGCCUGCUGCGCGUGUGCGCGGCGGGCACGGAGGUGGACGUCGCCGUCCGGCAACGUCUGGAGUCGGUCCACGACGAGGAGGGUGUUGCGCUGCUGCGGCAUCUUCUCAUGGACCCGAUGGGUUGCCACCUCCUCCAGGCGUACAUCAAAGUCCCCGCACCGUUGGAGGUGUUGGAGGCGGGUGAUCUUCUUUCCAACCGGAUGGCCACGACUGCCGCGGCUCUCUCAGCCAAAGGCGGGGGGCAAAGGCUUCAAGAAAUUCUGCGCGACACGGCAGAUCACGCGUCGGAUGAGGCUGAAGGCGCGGCAGCCGUCAGGGUGCGGGAAAAAACGUGCUGGGAUAACGCACUCGACGUUGUGAUGGAGGCGCUGGACGAUGUUCUUGACCCCGCAGCGGAGCACAUGACGCCGGUGCUCUACGUGCUGCAGGAUCUCGUUCUCUUCGCCCCAACGGCGGUGCACUUGGAGUGUGUCUGGGUGCGACUACUGCAUCCGCGGCUGCGGGUGUUCGUCUCGUCGCCGGCGCUGCUGCAAGUUCUCGUGGCGUUUGCGCGGAAGUGUGCCUUUGCAGGUCCCCCCAGCUUGCGGGAUGGCGGCGACGAUGGCAACGCGUACGGUGACGGCGCCGUGACUGGGGCGCUGGAGGGCAGCAGUGACGCCCUGCCGAAGGACAUUGACCAGCUGCUGCGCGCCGAUGUGGCGCAGGGGGCGCGUUACUUUGCGGUGCCCACCAGUUUUCAGAAGACGGUCACCACCACGCUCUGCUUCGCGAUCAAGCAGGAGUGUGCAAAGGGCGCCGCACAGUUCCUUCUCGUUGACGCCGCGGCGCAUGAAAAGGGCAUGGAGCUGGCCCGCUACAUCCUGCACUUUCACCCGUCGGCGUCGGCGAUGUUCGUCCACGCGGUGGACAAGCUCUCCCUCCGGGACAUGGAGUGCCUCGUUCGACACGUGAAGGGCAGCCUUGUUGUGCAGCAGUACCUGCGCAGCGCGGCCGCCGCCCAGGCGGUGCAGCAUUCGCAAGGGAGUAAAGCGCAGGAGCAGAAGACUGACAAGACGGUGCCGAUGCGGUUUCUGCGCCGUGUGGCGUCGCUGCUGCCGGAUCUGGUGGGGGACACUUCUGCGGGCUACGUGGUGGAGGUGCUGUACGAGGUGGGCUCGCUGGAGGUGAAAGAGGCGCUUGUGAAGCUCCUGGUGCCCAUUUACACCAGCCUGCGACACGGCCACGGGGGCGCGCCGGAGGCAGAGAGAAGUGAAGCUAGGGAAGAGGCGGAUGGAUCGGCCAAGACGCCAAAUCGCACGCAGAUGCGAGAGUUUAUUGCACGAAAAGUCAUGACGAAGUGUUGUGUGGAGCUGUACAUGCACAGACCAGAAGACUGGGCCAAGCUCGCCCGCCGUCAGUGUCAAGUACUGCGACUGCUUCAGCGCAUGUCUGUUGUUGCACCUUAG
Trypanosoma conorhini is the source of this 2319-nucleotide messenger RNA. RefSeq lists its product as uncharacterized. The record is from RefSeq and is a predicted model, not a curated record. NCBI's taxonomy places the organism in Eukaryota, Euglenozoa, Kinetoplastea, Trypanosomatida, Trypanosomatidae. Gene Ontology annotation, cellular component: preribosome, small subunit precursor; 90S preribosome; nucleolus. Gene Ontology annotation, biological process: endonucleolytic cleavage in 5'-ETS of tricistronic rRNA transcript (SSU-rRNA, 5.8S rRNA, LSU-rRNA); ribosomal small subunit export from nucleus; endonucleolytic cleavage to generate mature 5'-end of SSU-rRNA from (SSU-rRNA, 5.8S rRNA, LSU-rRNA). The transcript has a single exon. Gene Ontology annotation, molecular function: RNA binding. Bases 1 to 2319 code for a protein of 772 amino acids.